Messenger RNA from Fonsecaea erecta, 1056 nucleotides. RefSeq lists its product as hypothetical. Bases 1 to 1056 code for a protein of 351 amino acids. Gene Ontology annotation, biological process: regulation of translational initiation. The record is from RefSeq and is a predicted model, not a curated record. Gene Ontology annotation, cellular component: cytoplasm. The transcript has a single exon. Lineage: Eukaryota; Fungi; Ascomycota; Eurotiomycetes; Chaetothyriales; Herpotrichiellaceae. Gene Ontology annotation, molecular function: protein binding.
AUGCCUUCGGGAGAUGGCAAUCACACUGGCCAUGGCAUUGCGAGCACCAAUGUCGCUCUUGCCGACGAGGUCGAAGCCUUGAACUCCAUUUACGGCUCGGAUACCAUUGUCCUUCAAUCACCUACCGGCCCUUCUGUCACCGGGGUCCUCCGCAUCCCGGGCUCUGAGCUCUCCUUGCUCAUCUCCUUCCCUGUGGAGUACCCUGAUGUGCCUCCUGAGAUCUUAAAAACACAGUCGACGGGCGACAGUGGGCGGAAAGGGGAAGGGGAGGUCGCCGUCCACAUCCUCCGUGACGUGCUGGCACGGGUGUGGAUCGAGGGCCAGGUGUGUCUGUUCGACUUGGCCGAGGAGGCUGGUCCUCUGCUCUCCCAAAGGCACCAUGAGGGCGAACACGGUUCAGCUGCGCCGCCUCCGGCCGUCGUCGAGCAAAGCCCUCCGCACGCGCAUAGGUCUGCUGCCUCCUCAUCCUCGCACACGCACCACGAUGGCUACGAGCCCUACUCCUCCUCCUCCUCCUCCGCCGCCGCCGCGAUGGACGUACCCUCUAACGCCGCCACAGCUACCUCCUCCGCCGCAGAUACCCCUCCACCGAACUGGACGCUGUCCGAGCCCCUGACGGUCAACCGCUCCACGUUCGUUGCGCGCGCCUGCCCCGUGCACUCCCUGCCCGAGGCGCAGGCGUCCCUGUCCCACCUGCUCGCCUCUAACAAGAAGGUCGCCAGUGCCACGCACAACAUCAGCGCCUGGCGCAUCCAGUCUCCGAACGGGCAGACUGGCGCCGUCAUCACGGUCCAAGACUCGGACGACGACGGCGAGACCGCGGCCGGCGGCCGCCUCCUGCAUCUGAUGCAGCUCAUGGAUGUGUGGAACUGCAUGGUCGUGGUCACCCGGUGGUACGGCGGGGUCAAACUCGGACCCGACCGGUUCCGGCUCAUCAACCAGGUCGCGCGCGAGAGUCUGGUCAAGGGCGGGUUCGCGAAGGACCAUGCCGAUGACAAGGAGAAGCAGACGACGGGCAGGUCGAAAGGAGGGGUUAAAGGCAAGGGAAAGAAGUGA